GUUAAAGCAAAAAGGGCAGCACAAAGUUGUUUAGAAACCCCCAGAAAUCACUGGUUACCAGUUCAAAGCGCUACUACUUCAGAGAGGCUAAUUUGCCAACUCCUUUACUUUGUGAACAUGGUAACAGAAAGUAUGAUAACGUUUCUGCUCAUUGUUGCAUCGAUCGAAGCUCGGUAUGUAUAUAUCCUUUCUUUCAUAAAUUUUUAGAUUGUGACUGUAGAUGACUAGCAACUAGUCUUUUUUUGCAAUUUUUCAUGUCCUUUCAUAAUUUUAUAACGAUUUAACGAAAACACUGCGGAGUUCUGUAGGAGAACGAACAAAGGACAGUCAACUAAUGUUCUCGCUAACCUUCUACUGGGUUGUCUCUUCUUUCAGUUUACUGGAUAUAUUACAAUGUCAAGUGUAUUUGUUUCUGGUGCUUGCCUGCUCGAUCUCAAUUCGAACCAUUUCUAUGUAAACUACUAAAGCGGGUAAUUAGAUAACAAAUAUCAGUAUAGUAUUUUAUAUUAGUCCAUUCGCCUUUCGGGAUAUUGAAGUAGAGGCAAUUGCUGAAAGUGUUUGUUUCGAAUUAACAGAAUAACACUCAUUAUUUUUUUCUAGUCAUUAACAAACCGUAAAUCAGCUUACUAAAGGAAAGGAAAAGGUUUUUUUUUCAGUUUCCAAAAGCCGCUCAUCAUCAUUCUCCCAUAAAUAGGUUGUUAUUUUCACAACAACCGACAUAAAAGAUAAAUACAAAUUGUAAGCAUUUACAAAGACAAAGAUAGAUGCAAUAGAAAAAAAUCUUUUUAUUUUAAAAUUUGUAAAUCUUUUAGCGUAGUAUUUUUAAAGCCAGAUGCCAGUUAUUGAUCAGAUAAAAUCUAUAGAAUCUGAGUGUAGUUAAAGAAAUAGCUUAGAAUUACUCGAAAGUUUCACUCUUACAUUGUCAUCCUUAUCUUUUUACCGGAAAAGUAUUCGGACAAUAACUAAAUCGCAGAAUCAGAUCUUAGUGACAAAAUGCAGUGAAAACACAACCUCUGAAAAUCGAGAUUUAUAUGGAAAUUUCUAGGCAAUACCGUAAAAUUCCGAAAAUAAGCCCCGGGGCUUAUAUGUUUCAAAGGCCCUUUUUGGGGGGCCUAUUUUUGGAGGGGCUUAUAUUCGGAGGGGCUUAUCUAUGGAGGGAAAUUUGCGCUUCAAAAUCGAUUGGGCUAGCCUUAUAGUUAGAAGGAAAUUGACCGUUUUUGCUUUAUUUUACUUUGUAUUUGAGAGCAGUUUCCAAGUAUAAGUCCCCGAGGGGCUUAUAUUCGGAGGGGCGAUUUAACGGAGGGUUUUUUGCGUUACGAAUUUGGGGGGCUUAUAUUUGGAGGGGCUUAUAUAUGGAGGGGCUUUCUUUCGGAAUUUUGCGGUAUUUGCUCAGUGGAUAUCACCGAAUUUCAGAUAAAAAACCACUAGGGGAGAAAGUGUCAAAUACCAGUCCGGCCGACGAGAAAAGUACAGUGAGCCCCGCCCACGACACUCCCAUUUAUACGACCACCACUUUACUACAAGCACAUUACUGGCCCCAUAUUAAAACACCCAGUCACCCUCUUUUUAGACUUUCAAAAAAGUUCCCAGUCCGAUCUAAUAUGGCGCGGGACCUGAAGGUCACGUGACAAAUGUGUGAGCAAUCGGCUGACAUACCAGUCGUUGGGACAGCGCGGUCCCAUGGCUGACUGUGUCCCUUUAAGCGCGAGGGUAUCUUAACACAGAAUCUUUGGUCUUCAUAGGUACCUUUUUUAUCAGUUUGACGAUAGUAGGGGAAUUAAACAUUUCCUGGCUGAAUUAAAUAUUAAAUUUGUCAUCUUUUUCUUCCUUUUGUAUUCACAAACGCAGACAAAUUCAAGUUCGCCGAAACUUGGGUGACGUCUGUCAAAAAAUGUGGAAUGCAGCCGGUAAUAACAUGGUCGUGGGGACGGACAUGACAGUGAACACAUCAUCUACAGCUACAAACUUGUUUACUGUAACUUCGACCGGCCAAACCAAACUCCAGCAGCCAGUAUACACUAGCUUCAAGGGUAAAAGCUACAGUACUUCUCUUCUACUCUAUGUAAUUUUAUUAACAGAGAAUUAAUCCCAAAUCAAGUAUUUACUACUCCUUGAAUUAAUUUGAGUUAUUCUGUUAGCAUCCUAUCCGAGAAUAGCUUAAGCUGAAGUAAUAAAAAAAAAAACCAAUAAGAAGCAAAAAAACAACACAGCAGCAGCGGCAACAAUUGAAAAAAUUAACAACAACAGAAAACAAUUUUGCAAAAGGCUUAAGGUGCCUAAACAAGUGAAGGAGUUCUGAAGUUAAAAUCAACGUGUCUUGAAUGUAGGUUAGGUUUUAUCAGUGAAGGUUACUUAGGGAACUUCCCGGUAUCAUGAAAUCAUUAGAAUGAGUAACACUGGGUUCUUUUGAGCACACUCUUAUAUAUGAGGUGGAUAGCUUUCAAGUACAGCUGGCUUAAUCUCAACUCCUCCAUGCACUUACUCCAUGAAUUCUUUAUACCGAAAACGUUGCACAAGAAUCUCCGGUCCUUGCUUGACGAUUGGCUGGAGAAAAAUUUCUUGACGAGAAUUGUUGUUCAGCGGCUCCCCUUCAGAUGGGUUAACCGGAAAUUCCGUUUGAAAAAUUAAAUACCAAUACACCAUCUAUUUUCAGUAGGUCUAGCCUCUGGAAAUAUAAGGCAAGGCGAUGCAACUUUUGCUUUCUACUCUUAUUCGGGUUUCCAUUUGAUUUGUAUAUACUGCGUAGCAAGCUAGUCCUUCUCCCAGAAGGUCAAAAAUUUAAUUGUUAAACUACGUUUAUGCACAAGAUUUCCAACUGGAUGAAUAUGUUGUAUGAUAUACAGGGUGUCCCAAAAGUGCGUUCCUCUAAAUUCAUGCUCCAUAACUUUUAAUCAAAACUUCAUUUUUACAUGAAAUUGCUAGAAGAUGUUUAUUUUUCUAUUGACUACAUGUAUUCAGAAUUUCAGUAACUGGCAUGCCCUUUUUGAUUUUUUUAUCACAUUCUGUAGCCGUUGCGGCACGAAGUGGGAUACAGCAUGUAGACCCACAGAUGAUCCAUUUUGAGCUUUUUCAUCACCUGGUGCGCAAGAGCUAGUUCAACCCCCCAACCAAUACUUGUUUAGUUUAGGCAGCUGGAAAAAAUAGAUUUUUGGCAUUCAUCCAAAAAAGAUAAUAUCCCGGCUUCCUUCCACAGCAAGGUUUUGUACUUCUCUACAACUUGAGACGAGCAGGGCGUUACUUGGCAGACUAAGCAGAGGUUUUUUUUAUUUGCCAUCUCAGGGGUCUCUAAUUUUAAACAGCUUUUCGUGACCCUUUCUGGACUUGGCUUGCUAACUAUGUGAGAGCUUUCUCGUCGAGUCUCCUUUUUUGUCUCUAGCUUUUCUUUAAAACUAUUUAGCUGCUUUAUUCAGGAGUUUUGGUCUUCCCCUUCAUUUCUUGCCUUCAAAACCUUCAUUCCUUCAUGAUCAUUUUACCACCCAACAUUCGGUAUUUUUCCAGUUUCUUAGCAGUUUCUACGACAGAUUAGCCAGUAAAUCGAAAUAUACAUGCUCAUCUCCCUAAAAUAGGUGAACCUUCUUGCGUUAAGGGGAUUUAUCUUUCGUGAUAUUUACAAAAAACAAGGAAGGAGUUCGAGCAAUUCGGGCUAUAAAAUGUAAAAAAAAUUUGUGGCUGGAAAAUACACUCGCGCAUGAACACCUUUGGCGCGGAAUUACACAAAUCGAAUAUUCGAAUGAAAAAAUAGCACAACACAAGUAUGAAAAUGGUGAAUUAGACUGAAAGACAAAUUUUUUUUCAAUGAUUUGCUUACCAAGUCCAAUCGUACUGAAAUACAGACUUAUAAAGAAGAGGAACGAACUUUUGGGACACCCUGUAUAUAUUAAGCAACGAUUUUGUCCGCAAAUAUUCCGCUCAGGCUGGCUUUUCCCAGGUACUUCGAGAAUCCCUUCUAAAAUAGACAAAUUGCUGACACCCAUCUAGGACGUUAAUUAAAAUGUCGUGUUGUUUUAAGGUUCAUGAACCACGACUAAUCAAUAUUUUCUUGCCAGGAGAAGAUACUUGGCUUGUUUUGCGCCGAUAAAUCGUAUGCAAUAUGACGCUAAACUUUGUGCAGUAGACAGUUACCAACAAGUAUGGCAACUUCUGUCGGAGGGGAAGCUUUGUUGGAGCUAACUUAGUUUUAAAAUUCUGCUUAAGCCCUUCUAGAUAACUACAUUUCAGACGAGACAAAGCCAGAAAUUCCUGCUUCUCAGAAGUCACAAGAGGAAGACAACUUUAUCAACACUAUCGCCGUCGAAGGAGGUCCCGUAGAUAUUGCUUUUAAAUAUCUAAAGACGAAUGGAAAGACUACAGCAACAGUAAGAUUUUUUUUGCGAAAUUUUUUGUCAGACAGAAGCGUUGUGUGGAAGCCCUCCUCGAGUACCUUUCCGUAUCACGCCAAGACUUGGCUUAAGUAACCUCUUCUUCCAACCUUUCUUGAAUAGAUUUUCACUGUGUACCAGUCCCCCUCAACCCCAGCCACCGCCUUGAAGCCGGUGAAGGCGCUACAGAUUUGAUUAUUAUUGAUGCAGCAUCUGAAAUUGGCCACCGCAAGCAACAAAGUAUUAUAUAAGCCUGAAACGUUAAAGAGCACGGCACGAACAAAGCAAGGAUGGACAAAAUAACCAAAAUAAAAAAAAAAGAAAUGUAAAACAGGUUGCAGAACUGUUUAGCCGUCCGUUAGACCCUGUUAGUACAUAUAUUGUUAGUGCAUAAAUGUCUGUUAUCUUAAACUUUGCCGGGGGGAAUCACAGCAUCCUUUUCUGUCUUGUACAUGUGGUAUUAGAAAUAGUUUCUUGCUUAAGUUUAGCAUGCUGGCCAGAAACUCAACGUAACAAAAUUGAUUCAACCGAAACUGUCCCGUCACAGCUGUUGAAGGCUGAACUAACAUAAUUUUCAGGUUGCUUGUCUUUAGACUACAUGUUUCACUGAUUUUAAUUCUUGACUGUUAGUGGUGUCGUGUUUUCUUAAAACUCCAAUAGGACCUAAACGCAUUCAAGGCAGUAUUGAAGAUGAUGUGGUUUGCUAAAAACGCUAAAGGAGAAUUAAGAGUACGGGAUUAUUCUGGAUUUAAGCAUACAUUUUUUGGUAAGCACAUUGCCGAAGAAAGAAUCGGUUUUAAGGCCACCGAAAUGUAAUCUUCCCCCUCUACAUCCAGUCUCAUAAACCACACAAAAUCCUUUAUGAAUUUGUAUAAACCCUGGGCAUAUAUUAAAACCUAAAUGUUUCGAACUUUUGACUGUAAACUUUUAGUCUUAAUCAUUGAUUAUACAAGCUCGAUGUAGAAUUCGUUAUAGCCUGUGCUAUCCUCUCGGUCAGUGCAGACAAGCGAAAAAUAACGGGAAGAGAGAAGGGGAGAGCCUGCAAGCGUCUUCAAAAAUACCACAGUCUGCCCACUUUCAGAAAAACCGUUUCUCGUAUCAAAAUGAUAAAUGUCAAAAUGUCAAAAUGUGCGUGUAGGAGGGUUUCGCACGCUCGCUAGCUAUGCUCUUUCUUUGUCUCUGCGUGAGCGAAGCUAAGCGAUUGAUGCGGUUGACAUAAACUGUCAAAACUGACCAACCACGGGGUAUACUAGGCGCUGGUGGUAUUCCGGAAUGAGGUAUUGAAAACAAAGCGAAUAGAGACAAAUACAAACUUUUAACCAUUUUUGGUCUGUACCUUUUCCUAACGUCAAGUUUUGUGGAACUAUUGUAUGGCAAGUGAAGAUAACAGGUUUUGGUCUAAUUUCGCGCCAAAUAGACUGCGCCCCAAGACGAAGUAAUUAUAAGAAUACGUCAAGACGGUCUGCGAACCAGAAAUUCGGCUAUUUAACAUUCGGAUAGCCAUGAACUCUUCAUGGAAACGAGGUUGCUAUUUUAUAUGUUCCUUCGAAUAGGUUGGUUAUAGGCCAAUUGCACUAAGAGGUCACGUGACCAAUGCUUCCUUUAAACGAUGAGUUGGAAUCUUGCUGAUGCCAAAAAUUUACAGAGCACAUAAAAAUUAUCUUACACCCGAAAUUUGAGAGGAGACGCAUUUAAGGGAGAUAUUUUAUGGCACUUUGAUUUUUCAACAAAGUAGUAUGAUUUGUAUUGGCCGCCAUGCAUGUUGGAGGGCAUACUCUUGCCCUCCAACAUGGCGGCCAAAACUACUUUUUGCUUAUAUCUUGUUAAACGUUUGAUAGUUACUCUCAGAUGUGCUGUAAACGCUACCACAUUAUCUUUUCAACAUUUCCCUUGAACUUUAAGUGCAAAAUUUUUUCAGAAAGAGGUAAUUCACAGUUUUAAAAUCACAUUUUGGUCACGGGACCAUCUACGAACUUACUCAUUUUAAGGAAAUGGUGCAGGCUUGAAAAACCAAAUCACUAUUAUUUUGUUUAAGAUAUGACCCACUAAUCGUUUUUUGAGGGCAAAAUCAUAUAACUUUCAUUUUCAUAAAAACGAUGUCACAUGACCCCUUAGUGCAAAUGGCCUAUUGCCUUUUCAAAUGUGGUAAGCGCCACGUGGUUGUGGAGAAUUUAGCCGGGGGAUUUGAGCCAGCCAGAAAAGGUGAAAUGUUUUUGGGCUAUAAGUCCUGUGUUACGUUCGGUUGGCCAGAGAUCUUUUAAAUUACAUACACGCACAAAAAAAAGGAAAUAAAAGAAAAGACCAACAUAAUCACGUUAACAAAUCUAAAACUUUUACCAAUUCGGUCUCAAGGGAUAAUUAAGUAAUGCUUUGUUUAAAAUCCUGGACUGCCACAAUGUCUGUUACGUUAAAUGAGGACUUUUUUGCACAAAUUACUUCAUCAGGUGUACUGGGCGUCAACAAAGAAGGGAAAACGGUAGUGAAAGGUCUUCACAACUGGUACCAGUUUCUUCUUGAACAGACCGCAGGUAGAUUGGCUUACUCUCCACCCCAAAAGAAUGUGGAUACGACUAAAAAGGUAAGGGUUUAAUCCAAAAAGAUUAUGAUAGUAUCCGAACAUGGUCAAUGGAGAGACGCUUCCCUAAAACAUUCUAUCCUUCACUAGAACUUAAAACUGUUUUCGGCGAGUCAAUGUCUCUCUCGAGAUCUCCCUCGCGUUACUGGGGCUCAUGAUCAGUCAGGGGAGUUUCCGGAAGAGACAAUUCGCACAUUCAGGAUAGGUGAAACUUUCUCUGAUUUGUAGAAGUAAAACAAGAUACAUUUUUGGCGUCAAAUGGAAACUCGGAAAAAAUACGAGCCCCAGAUGGGAUUUGAAACCACGACCCUCCGUAUUCUAGUCAGAUGCUCUAACCACAGAGCUACUGGAGACUCAAUGGCGUGCAAGGGUGAAAGUGGGUCUUUGACUAGAACUGCAUCACGCAGUCACAUAGUCAAACCAGGACAAGCUCGUAUGUCAUGAAUAACUGCAUCACGCAGUCAAAGGUAUAUCAUAGAUGCAACCAUCCAACCACCAAGUGAGUCUUUUUUUUUGUAGAAGAAGAAUAUGAUAUGAUUUUUUAGCGGAGCUCUCGCGCGCAGCGGAGCACCAUGGGUAAGAAAAUUUGGUAAUCUAUGCAUCCAAGAAAUUUUGGUUCUGCGAAGAAAAAACAAUACUUGUUAUGAAAAAACAAUAAAAGUUGUUCUAAAUCAGCUUUGCAGUAGUCUUUGGACUUCUCGUUCUUGGUACGGAGUACGUCCGUACGUACGUCCACCCUUUCAUGUCAGCGGAAGCAAAAUGGCACACUUAAUACUAUCUGUGCAAAACUUGGUAUUGGACAUCUCUGUUGUAGACAGUCGACAGCUGUCAAAAAGGGGUAUCCGAUGACCAGUGUCACAUGGUUGCAUCGUGGGCUCAGGUAUACAAGUCAUGGAGGCGACCUAAUUUUUGAAAGCUACCAGUUUUUCGUUUUCGAUUGAUCACUGGCUCAGGUCGAUGAAAAAAAGAUGAAAUUCAGUUUGCUCGCUGCUUACGGUAAAAGAUGGAUUAACUGAGGAAGACAUUUUUUAAAACACCCCUUGAGAGCUUCGCUUUUGGCCUUGGCUAAAUCUAUAUAUUACAUCAAAUAGAAACUCGGAAACUGAAUCCGAGCCCCAGAUGGGAUUCGAACCCACGACCCUGCGUGCCCGUCAGAUGCUCUAACGACUGAGCUACUGGAGACUCAAUGGCGAGCAAGGGUGAAAUGUGGGUCUUUGGCAAGAACUGCAUCACGGGAUCAGACCGGUGGCUUGUUACAUUUUGCCUGAUUUUGCCCCAUAUUAGGUAAUCCGAAUCCCGGAAUCCGGGAAAAUUUUACCUACGGAUUCCGGAAUCCUGGGCUUUGAAAUCCAGAAAUCAGUUGUAGAAAUCCAGCUUCCUGCUAAGGAUUGGAAUUCAGAAUCCAAUUUUCAAUGACAAGUGAUCCAGAACCCACAAUGGGGAGGCUAGAAUCAAAGAUAAUCUUGGAAAAAAUUCCUUCAUGGUCUUUUACGGGGCGAUAUAUUAUAUUAUUACCGUAAUUAUUGUGCGCUUGUAUUAUCUUAAAGUGAUAUCACUGUUGUUUGUUUGCAGCCACCCUUUAUAAACGUCCAGUUUACUUGGAAUGGAGUUAGCAAGACACAGGGUAGCAGCUUUUACGUGGGCACAAGUCCUGCAUUUGAAAUGGCGCUUUACACAGCAUGCUUCUUUGGUGAGCCAGGUUACUGCACCUGCAAUGUGGACAGAAAUCAGCUUAAGAUAAAGACCUUCAACUUUCACAAUGCUGGAAUGGUGCUCACCUCUUAUCCUGUAGCAUAA
Messenger RNA from Porites lobata, 8730 nucleotides. The record is from the annotation of a GenBank genome assembly. NCBI's taxonomy places the organism in Eukaryota, Metazoa, Cnidaria, Anthozoa, Scleractinia, Poritidae.